Messenger RNA from Alternaria incomplexa, 429 nucleotides. RefSeq lists its product as uncharacterized. The coding region runs from base 1 to 429 and encodes 142 amino acids. Lineage: Eukaryota; Fungi; Ascomycota; Dothideomycetes; Pleosporales; Pleosporaceae. The record is from RefSeq and is a predicted model, not a curated record. The transcript has 2 exons.
AUGGACGUCUCCAACCCCCCUCUCCGCGGAUGGGUCUGUCACGACUGCUCACACUUCAACGUACCGGGCACCAUAGGUUCACCCGGCGGCCCAUGUCAAACAUGUGAAUUGCCGGUCUGCGAGGCCGAGUGCGCCGAUGCAACUGUCACAACGCGCGACGACCGUCGCUGUUCGGGAUACGCUUGUUGGUACUGCAAGUACUUCUAUCCGUGGCCCGAGGACAAAGAUGGGAACCGUCUGCUAGGUAGCGCACUUGCUUGUGGUAUCUGUGAGGAUUUGGAAGAAGAGGAGGUGGUGUUUGUCAAGAGUUGGAUUGAGGAAUUUGAUGCAAUCGAGGAGAAGAGGACUGAGCAACAGGAGAAGGACAAGGAUGAAAAGGAUGAAAAGGAAGACAAAGACGCUAAGUUGGAUGAUUUCGAUGAUGGUUGA